Trichosurus vulpecula (common brushtail) is the source of this 4954-nucleotide messenger RNA. RefSeq names its product ninein like (gene NINL). The coding region runs from base 1 to 4872 and encodes 1623 amino acids. Gene Ontology annotation, molecular function: calcium ion binding. NCBI's taxonomy places the organism in Eukaryota, Metazoa, Chordata, Mammalia, Diprotodontia, Phalangeridae. Gene Ontology annotation, biological process: microtubule anchoring at centrosome. Gene Ontology annotation, cellular component: centrosome. The record is from RefSeq and is a predicted model, not a curated record. The transcript is spliced from 25 exons.
AUGGACGAAGAAGAAGAGAGUAAAUAUGUGUCCCAGCUCAAGGAAGUCUACAGCAGUUGUGAUACGACUGGCACUGGAUAUCUGGGCAAAGAGGAACUGACAGAGUUGUGCCAGAAGCUUCAUCUGGAAGGACAGCUGCCUCUGCUCUUGCAGACACUUCUUGGGAAUGACCACUUUGCCAGGGUAAACUUUGAAGAGUUUAAAGAAGGCUUUGUGGCUAUACUGUCAUCAGAUAUCGAUGUCAGCACCUCUGAUGAAGAUAGUAGCUACUUGGAAUCAGAUUUUCCAAAUUAUCCACAGUUAACUGGCUCAGAUGCAGUGCCUGCCGCUCCACCUGUCAAAGCAGCUGAGGAUGAACUUCCCAGCACUCGACUCUGUACCCCCAUUCAAAAAGCUGGCCCAGCUGAAGUUCAGCCAAAGUAUGUGAAUGGAGCCAAGUGGUAUGGUCGUCGGUCCCGACCUGAGCUACAAGAUCCUGAGGCUGAAACCAAGUUUUUUCAAGAACAGCAAAUAAAUGCUAAUGUGAAAAGCCCACUGAGGCGAUCAGCCUCUUUGGAGAGUGUUGAGAGUCUCAAGUCAGAUGAAGAAGCUGAAAGUGCUAAAGAACCCCAGAACAAGACUUUUGAAACACAAGGCCAAACCUGGAACCCUGAGGUAUUUGGGAAUUGCCCAAAGUCCCCCAAUGCUUCCCUAGAUGUAACUGAGAACCAGGUCCGGGGAAUCUGGGAAGAACUUGGAGUUGGAAGCAGUGGUUAUCUCGAUGAAGAAGAGCUGGCAACAGUUUGUAAGAACAUUGGACUGCAAGAACUUGAAAAAGAGGAACUUGAGGAUUUGUUUAACAAACUGGACCAAGAUGGUGAUGGUAGAGUUAGUUUUAAAGAGUUCCAGCUUGGGGUAUGCAGUCAUGGACCCUGUUCAGUCCCUGGAUCUUCCACUCCCAUCAAACCUAACAACCACUGGCCACAUCACCAGGUCUAUGAGGAGAAUGGCUGUAGAACCUCCACUACCUCAUCCCUUCUGUCCAUUUGCAUGGAUGUGCACCUCUUCUCCAGCAUUGAUGAUGGCACUGGGUUUGCUGUUCCUGAGCAAGUCAUAGCCGUUUGGGCACAAGAAGGCGUAAAGAAUGGCAGGGAGAUCUUGCAGAACCUUGACUUCAACAUGGAAGAUAAGGUGAACCUUUUGGAACUGGCAUGGGCCUUUGACAAUGAGUUAAUGACUGGUGGUGGAAUUCAGCAGGCAGCCUUGGCCUCCUACAGACAUGAACUCUGCUAUCUACAAGGGCAAGCUGAGCAGGCAGAGAAGGAAAGAGACAAACUGAAGCAUGAUUUGGAGAAAUUGGAAAAACGGAACUUGGAAUUUGUCAAAGAAAUGGAUGACUGCCACAUUGCCAUGGAGCACCUCAAUGAAAGCAAAAUCAAACACCUGGAGGAGGACUACAGAGGAAAAUUAUCGCUACUUCGUUCUGAGAUUGAGAUAGAGCGAGAGAUGCUCUGGCAGCAGGUGAACAGACAGAGAGCCAAGCUUGAAGCAGAUAUUGAGUAUCUACAGGGGGAAGAAGUGUGCCUUCAGGAGAAGCUGACCUUGGCCUUGAAGGAAAAUAGUCGGUUACAGAAGGAAAUCAUAGAGGUUGUGGAGAAGUUGACAGCAUCAGAAAAGCUGGUAUCGAAGCUACAGAAUGAUCUUGAAUUUGUGUUGAAAGACAAGCUGGAGAGACACAACCCUGAGCUCUUCAGUCAGGAAGAACGAUUUGCAGAAGUUAUAAAAGAAUAUGAACUCAAGUGCAGGGACCUAAGUGAUAGGAAUGAUGAGCUGCAAACUGAGUUGGAAGGCCUGCGCUCCCAGCUGCAUGAGAGCAAAUACCAUCAUUCACGGAGUCCAGAGGAGGAUAGUGUGCCAGAUGGAUACGUUCUCCUUGCUGAUGAUCAAGAAGAAGCAAUACAGAGAGUCAAUUGGGCCCUUCAAAUGAGGAGAAAUCUGUCUGCUACAGGCAAAAAUGGCAUUACUUCUGUUGGAGAUGAUCAUGUACCUGUGAGCAUAGAAACAGAGAUAAUGAUAGAGCAACUCAAAGAACAUUAUCAAGAUCUCAAGAUCAAAUUGGAAACCAAGGUAAAUUACUAUGAGCGAGAAAUAGAGCUCAUGAAAAAGAACUUUGAGAAGGAGAGAAAAGCUAUCGAGCAAGGCUUUAAGAUGGAGAUCAGUGAGUUAGAAGAACAGAAGGCUGACCUGGAAGAGCUGAAUGUGAAAUCUCAAGAGCUGAUUGAAGGCCUGCAAGAUCAGAUCCAAAAAUCAACCCAGAGCCAAGAGGUUGAGAGGAAAUUAGAGAAAGAGAGGUCGGAAAUGGAACAGUACUAUGCAAAGGAGAUUUCCAAUCUGGGGCAGCGGCUGGCCCAAGAAAAGGACCAACUAGAGGAAGAACUGAAAUUGAAGCAUCAGAGUGAGCUGCAGUUAAUAAGGACAGAGGCAGAGAUGGAAUUGAACCAAAAGCUGUCAUGGACAGAAGCCCAGCAUGCUGAAAAUUAUAAGAGGUUAUUGGUGCAACAUCAGCAUGAAAAGGAAGACAUGUUACGGAAGUACAGCUUGCAAGUGAGAGAGAUAAAGGAACAAUGUGAUUUAGAAAAAAAGCAAUGGGAAGAGAAAGAAAAGGAAAUAAUUACUCAGUAUAAAAAGAAAGAGCUAAAGCUGGAAGAAAGGAUGAAUGAAGAGCAUGCUAGGAUAUGCAAAAUGUUUGUCAUUGAAAAGGAGAAGGUUGAAUUCACUUACAGAAUGCAAAUAGAAAGGCUUACCCAUGAAACAGAGAAAAUAAGAGGCCUCUUAUCUGAUGAGAAAAGACAGAUAAAUAAUGAAACCAAAUGUGUGACUAGCCAAGAAAUAUUUUUUUCAAAAAAGAGCAGAAACCAAGAGAACCUGUAUGAAGAGGACUGGGAACAAAGUGAGCAGUUAUCGGCAUGGCCAAAAUCCAAAGGCGACAAUCAUGACAAGUCUGAAGAUCUGGUUUUUAUUCAAAAAAAGAAAGAACUUGAAGGAGACAACCUGAGCAAUUUAGGAACAAAGUAUGUAACUGAACUAAAGGAACAAAAUUGCCCUACUGAGACUGUUCACAAACCGUGUGAGUUUCAGACAUCCCUGUCAUCUGAAAAGCCAUUUGAUAGUGUCAGGAUCAGCGAUGCCAAUUUGAUUUUGCCAAAGACAGAAGAAGCCACAUUCCUUUCUCCAGGGGGAAUGUAUGCCCAACCCCCUGGAUCUGAAGAAGUGUGGAAAGGUGAGGAACAAUUAGUUUCUGUUGAUGAAAGAGGCAUCCAGAAUGAGAAUUUGUCAGACUAUCUCAGUAUCAGAGAAGAGAAGUUGCUUCUACUGAAUACGGAAGAGAAUGACUUGGUUGUUCCAUUUCCACAGAGAACAAACUUGAUCCCAACUCUGGAGGCAAAAAAGAGUUUGGCUUUUUCAGGAAAGGAAGAUAUUGAGAAGCAGAGAGCAGUUCUUAAAGAACAAGCUGGGAAACUCACUGAAGAGCUGGAAUUAGUGAGAAUGAAGGAACAAGAUUUGACCACACAGGUACAGGAGACAGAUGAGCAGGCCCAGAAACAUUUAAUAGCCUUAGAGCAUGAACUGUGUCUCCGGGAAGAAGCUAUUAAAAAGGGAGCAAAGCUAUUAGACAUGUAUAUACAGUCACACCAGCAGCUAGAAGAUCAACUGAGGACCAAGGAAGAGGAGCUAUCAAUGCUGCGUGAAAAGGAGGAAGUGAUUCUUACUCAAUUAAAGCAGAGAGAGGAGAUGGUGGAAGAAAAAAGAUGGGAGACUGAGACCCAGCUAGAAAGAGAAAAGGAUGAGAUGAAGAUGAAGCUGAUUCAGCUGGAAGAGCUAGUCCAGACCCUUGAGAAAGAAACAAACUCAAGAGAAAAUGACAGAAUCGAGUUGUGUGAACUUUCUGAAGAUAACCGCUUACUAAAAAAUAAGCUAAAAAGGUUUCAGCAGGAGCUAGAAGAUACAGCAAUAGAACGUGACCAACAGAGGAAGCAAAUAGAAGAAUUAAAGAGAGAAAAGGAAAAGGCUUUCACUGAAAUAGAAGAGUAUAGUAAACAGACAGAGAAGCACAAGAAUGAAGUCUCCCAGCUCAAUACCAAGAUCAGUCAGUUGAUUGAUGAGGUCUCUGUGCUACAGGCCCAGAAUGAGAGCAGCCAACAUACUGUGCAGCAGCUAACACAGAGACUUACAGAAGAGGGACAUCAGAAAAAGGAGAAGGAUGGUCAAAUGCAGAAAUUGGAGCUGGAGCUUCAACGGGUGAAUCAAGAAUGCCAGUCUCUGAGACUUUCAGAAACACAGCUGAGAGAGAAGCUUGAAGAAAACCAGGACCAGUUACUAGAAGCCAAGGCAAGGUUGAAGCUGGCACAGUCCCAACAUGCAGAGGAGAUGCUUCAAGUAAAGGAGCAGAUGUACCAGUUGGUGCCUCAGGAUUAUGUGACUGAGUUACAGAACGCAUUGGUAGAAGAACAACAGAUGGUUCAGCAUCUCCGGGAGGAUUUUAAAUUCCACACAGAGCAGGCGAGUAGACAACUGGCAAGCCAGAAGGAACAGCAUGAAGAACGGCUUAAAAACAUGGAAGAGAGAGUGGAAGAAGUGGAAAUGAAUUUGAAAAACAUGGAAGUACUGUUGCAGGAAAAAGUGGAACAGCUAAAAGAGCAAUUUGCAAAGAAUGCAAAAUCUGAUUUGCUGCUAAAAGACCUGUAUGUGGAAAAUGCUCACCUAAUGAAAGCUCUCCAGAUUACCGAACAGAAGCAGAAAGGUGCCGAGAAAAAGAAUUUUGUCUUGGAGGAAAAGAUUGUAGCUCUCAAUAAGUUAAUAAACAAGAUCACUUCAGCAUCUCUCUCAGUGUAAAAACAAAAAAGUCAUUUUGACAGGCUAUAGGAUGUCAACAUUUCUAAGAAUCUUGCUAGUUAUGAACAACCAGACAGUGCCU